Ceratitis capitata (Mediterranean fruit fly) is the source of this 749-nucleotide messenger RNA. RefSeq lists its product as uncharacterized. The transcript has 3 exons. The coding region runs from base 197 to 568 and encodes 123 amino acids. The record is from RefSeq and is a predicted model, not a curated record. NCBI's taxonomy places the organism in Eukaryota, Metazoa, Arthropoda, Insecta, Diptera, Tephritidae.
UCAAUAAUUCAAUUGCCACACUCUAAAUUUCUAAUAUAUUCACCCUAUUUAGGGAUAUCCAGAAACAUUAUUUUCGAUAUCAAGCGCUGGGAUACCAGGACCAUCAGUAUCGCUGAAAUGUAGUGCCUGUGGCAACCCAACACCAAAAAUCGUCUUGCACUUAGAUGGACUUCCACUGCCAAAUAACGACCGUCUCAUGAUUGGACAAUAUGUCACAAUGUUUGGUGAUGUUAUAAGACAUGUCAACAUAUCUGCGGUGAAGUCAGAGGAUGGCGGUGAAUAUGAGUGCAAAGCGAGUUCGCGUGCAAGGAAAGCAUCUCAUGCGGCACGUUUAAAUAUAUGCGAUCACGAGCAAGGGACUCAACAAAAUGCCGUGUGUUUGGCCGACUGCCCCCCUGAGCUUAUAUAUACGCGUGGAAGCUAUGACUGUGCAAGGCAACUUCCAACACUACCUCAGCGUGUGAUUCAGAAGCCGUUUACCAUCAGCGUGGACUCUCUCACCAUAUUCGUCUCCACUAAGAGAAACAUUAACACCAAUCCCAGCGUGAAAAGGUGCGUGCAGAGAUAAUCAUGAGAUCAACUCAACAGCGAGCAAAACGGCUGCGACGAUUGGUUAUUGAUGCGCGAAAGGCCAUCGACUAACUGGAAAAGAAGCUACACCAACUGAGUAGGUUAGGGUGGCUCUUUGACCUCCACGCUUUUAAUUUUUAUUUUAAUCUAAAUCCUAAUGGUUGGCGACUACAAGCCAU